Chanos chanos (milkfish) is the source of this 815-nucleotide messenger RNA. RefSeq names its product DnaJ (Hsp40) homolog, subfamily C, member 8 (gene dnajc8). Gene Ontology annotation, cellular component: nucleus. The record is from RefSeq and is a predicted model, not a curated record. The transcript has 9 exons. Bases 1 to 759 code for a protein of 252 amino acids. NCBI's taxonomy places the organism in Eukaryota, Metazoa, Chordata, Actinopteri, Gonorynchiformes, Chanidae.
AUGGCGGCUGCCGGUGGAGAUUCCGCUGCCGAGGGUGUUAGCUGUGACGAUGCGUUUCAGACGUUUUAUUCAGAGGUGAAGCAAAUUGAGAAGAGAGAUUCUGUGUUAACCCCAAAGCAGCAAAUUGACAGGUUGCUGAGGCCAGGUUCGUCCUACUUCAAUCUGAACCCGUUUGAGGUCUUACAGAUUGACCCAGACGCGUCAGACGACGAGAUUAAGAAACGGUUCAGGCAGCUAUCCAUCUUGGUCCAUCCAGACAAGAACCAGGAUGAUGCAGAUAGAGCCCAGCAGGCAUUUGAAGCUGUGGACAAGGCGUACAAAUUGCUUCUGGAUGCAGAGCAGAAGAAGAGGGCGAUUGAUGUGAUCCAGGCGGGGAGGGAGUAUGUGGAGCACAUGAUGAAAGAGAAGAGGAAGCAGCUGAAAAAGGAGGGAAAACCGCUGGUGGUGGAGGAGGACGACCCAGAGCUGUUCAGACAGGCAGUGUAUAAACAGACCAUGAAGCUGUUUGCUGAGUUGGAGAUUAAGAGGAAGGAGAGAGAAGCCAAGGAGAUGCAUGAGAGGAAAAGGCAAAGGGAAGAGGAAAUUGAAACCCAGGAGCGAGCGAAGAGAGAGAGGGAAUGGCAGAAGAACUUUGAGGAAACGAGGGAUGGCCGCGUGGACAGCUGGAGGAAUUUCCAGGCAAAAGGAAAGAGCAAGAAAGAGAAGAAGAACAGAUCUUUUCUCAAACCCCCCAAAGUGAAGAUGGAGCAGAGAGAGUGAGAGUGGUCUGGUCACACCAGAAUGUGUGUGCGUGCGCGUGUGCGCGUGCGUGCGUG